AAUUUAUUAUUCUUUAAUUCGGCCUUCUCCCCAGUCCCACCCAACCUCAACAUCAUCCUCCCACCUACGAGUCCUGCAAAGUCGCGCAUCCUCUCUACCCGCCUCUCCUCGUCGCUCGCACUCCCCUCCCGUAAUCUCUCUUCGGCUUUCCUAUUUCGCUCUCCGAGCGUACACGUCUAUGAGACCCGGACUCUCGUCGCUCUCGUCGCUGCCCUCGCUCUCUGCUGCGGCACCGCAUCGGAGCCGGUAGCAGCCAGACCUGGCCCAUCGCCAUCGACCGAACGCGCGCCGCCCAUCGUCAGCCGUCCACGCACGUCUUCAGGCUGGCGCUCGCACACCCUCGCGUCCUGAAAUACUCGCGACUCAAAGAGACCGGCGACCAGACCUGUCGCGGCAGCGGCGGAUAGCCACUGCUCCAUCACACCCCCCCAAGCCGGCAAGAUGAACGGUAGUCAUCUGCCGGCUGGGCAGCCCAUGCCAGGAGGUGUCGGCGGAGGAGCUGCGGCACGAGGUCAAGUCGAUAUGGGGUCGGGACCGGGACUGGGUGGUGGCCGACGACGGCCGGCUCCCCAGUAUCCCACCCACCCCCAGUAUCACCCCCAGCAGCACAUCAACUCCAUGUACCACAACAACUACAUGAAUCCCUACGCCGCCAACUAUUAUUCCCAGGUGCCGCACCACUAUCCCAGCGGUGCUAUAGCUAAUGCGCCGUACAUGGCAUACAACCAUUAUCCUCAGCGAUCCCCUCCCAUCCACCAACAAUAUCCUCCCAUCGUGUCAUCCAGCAUGCAGCCGCAACCCCUUCAGCCUUACUCUCGCCCGCCUCCGCCUCCGCCUCCGCCGCAACAGCCCUCUCCUGCUCUGUCGACCCCCCCUCCUCCCUACGCCCCCGUCACACUGCCCCCGCCUGUCCCCGUCCCCGAGACUCCGUCCUCGACACAUUCUUCGCAAACUGUCCCACCACCCUUGACGCCUCCGACGCCGCAGAGCCAGGGAGUUGCUUCUACUCCCGCCGCUAUCGAGGUGAUACCAGUCCGCAAUUCGCCGUUCAAGCCCCCUUUGCCUUGGUUGUCGCGACCCGACGAAUCCUUCCCAAAGAGAUCCAGGUUUAAGAGGAGGAGACGGAUACCAGCCUCUGCCGCGGAAUCGGUCGAGCUUCCCACGAACCCGGCGAAAGGUGUCGAUGCCAGCGCCGAAACCCUCGAGAGAGCUUCGGGAGAAACCACCCCCCCCGAAACGCCCACCCCCAAGUCUGCUGCCGCUGCCGCUGCCGCUGCUACUACGGAUCCAGGUGCUAGUUCCGUGGAGCUGUCCGUCCACUCCGAAUCUUCGUCAACACAGGAUGUACCCUCGGAAAAUGCGCAGUCAACCUCGCCUUCUACCCCUCAGUCGGUCCAAGCAAAUCAAUCCACCACCGCUGCAUCGGCUACUCCCACCAAGCCUACCAAGCCUGCGUCACGUGCGGCGGUCCCGGCAGUCCCGAUUGUACCGGUGAUCCCUAAAGCAGGCCCCAAAGAUGGCAAAGUCGCGCCCGGUGCCGAGAACAAGCCGUCACAACAAAGUCAGGCAACACAGCAGGCGGCCGCGGAUGUGUCCGCAGAAGCUGCCGACACCCCUAGCGAUUCCUCCCAGGCUGAAACGAAGCCCGAGCCAGCUCCCGCCCCGGCCAAGGUUGGCCCAAAGCUCUGGACCGGCUUGUUUGCGCGCGCGGCAUCUGCCGACUCCGCUCAAGGCGGUACCGCUACCUCAGACCCCACCAGUACCGGCGCUGUUCCGAGUGUUACUACCUCCGAAGAUGCCGCCCCGACUAGCGGAGGUGCAGGUACAGGUGGUUUUUCGAAGUCAAACGCCAGCUCGCUGGCCGAGGCUCUGCGAGCCUAUUGUGUCGACGGCGGCCAGAAGAUUUCCUUUCUAGAGCCUAGGGGACUAAUCAACCCUGGGAACAUGUGUUAUAUGAAUUCAGUUUUGCAAGUCCUCAUUUUCUGCAUUCCCUUUUAUGACUUCCUGGAUCAAGUGGGCAAAAAGGCGGCGCAUAGUUUUAAAAGCGAAACUCCUCUAAUCGACGCAAUGAUUAUGUUUAUGCGGGAGUACAAGGUAAUCGACUCCGCGGUGUCUGCGGAGCAGCUUCGACGAAGGCUCAAAAGCGAGGAGCUCGAGCAAUACGGUGAACCCUUCACCCCGGAGUUUGUUUAUGAUGCUAUUAGAAAGCUUCCAAGAUUUGCCGGCAUGAGGGCCGGACACCAGCAAGAUGCCGAAGAGUUUCUCGGUUUUGUUUUAGAGGCGCUUCACGACGAAUGCGCCAAGGUCAUGCGUCGCGUCGCGGAUUCGUCGGCAACUGCCAGCGUCGGCAACUCCUCCGCUGCUACUCCUUCGGCGGUGUCUCCUACGAGCACCCAGGAUGCUAGCGAUUGGCUGGAAGUGGGACGCCGCCAGCGCGCUGCCGUCACCCGGUCCUCCGGACACCCGGUCACGUCAUCCCCCAUCACCAAGAUAUUCGGCGGACAGUUGCGGUCCGAGCUCAGGGUCCAGGGGCUGCAAGACUCCGUGACGCUGGAGCCUUUCCAGCCGCUGCAGUUAGACAUCGGCUCCCAUCAGGUUCACAACAUUGUCGACGCCCUCAAAGGGUUGACCCGGCCCGAGACCCUUCACGGCGAUUUCGGAUCGCCGAGGGGUAAGGACGCCGUAGCCACCAAGCAGGUGCUCAUCGAGUCCCUGCCACCGGUUCUAAUCCUCCACCUCAAGCGCUUCGACUUCGACACCGAGGGCACCGGGACUGUCAAAAUCUGGAAGAAGGUCGGCUACCCACUCGAACUAGAAUUACCGAAGGAGAUCUUCUCUCGACAAAAAAGAAACGCCCUCACCGCCGAGGGCGCGGGCUUCCCUAAAUACAGAUUGAUUGCCGCCGUCUAUCACCACGGAAAGAAUGCGAGUGGCGGCCACUACACCGUCGAUCUCAGGCGUCAAGAUGGCCUUGAAUGGAUCCGCUUGGAUGACACGGUCAUCCGGCGAGUCCGAAGCGAAGAUGUAGCUGAAGGCGGUUUCGAAGAACCGAACCCAACGUCGACGGGCCGUACCGAUAAGAAGGACGGCGCGGCGGGAACUUUGGGCAAUAGAUACGAAGGAAUCGGCGACGACGAAGCCGCCGACGACGAGGGAUGGAAUAAGGUCAGCGCCCCAGUCAACGGAGCCAAGAAAUGGAGCUCCGUGGUCAACGGCGCCUCGAGUAAGACGGCGCCAGUGAAGGGAAAGCAGGCGAAGGACAAUAUCAAAGACAACAAGGUCGCUUACCUGUUAUUCUACCAGAAAGUCUAGGAUCAUUUCACUGCGCCAGAUGGACCGUCCCGCUGAACAUUACGACCGUCGGUCACUGGCGUGAAGGAUGGCAUGUACGUUUGGAUGGAGGAUUGGUACGCGUGCUGGUGGCAAAAAGCUGUUGGUACGACACGGUAGGGAAGAGACGUCGAAAACUAUAUGGCGCACGACGGAGAGGAGGCAAUUUGGGGAUAAGGAGGGGAGAAAUAAGGAGGGGGGGGGGAAGGGAGGGCGGCGCCGUGAUGGCUGUCCACUCUCACCAGUGACUUGGUGUUGUUUCCGCGGGGCGGAUUAAACCCGCCGACGACGUCGACAGAGGAGGUUCGCAUGCAUAUAUCCUAUCCCAGAGAGAGAACGAGCUGAGGUGUGACAUCCCUCAGAUCAUCAUCAUAUCCCUCAAUUACGCGCCACCAACCCGAUCACCUUGGUUCCCCCCCCUGCCUGCCGUCCCACCCCUUACUCAUAUUCGAUAGUGGAGAUUUGCCUUAACCAUACCCUCUGUAGAGCAAAAAGGAAGAGAAAAGUUAUAAUCACGAGCCUAAUAGAUACGGUUUCAUCUACGAAGCGUU
Durotheca rogersii is the source of this 3881-nucleotide messenger RNA. Its product is annotated as cysteine proteinase. The coding region runs from base 442 to 3312 and encodes 956 amino acids. The transcript is spliced from 5 exons. Lineage: Eukaryota; Fungi; Ascomycota; Sordariomycetes; Xylariales; Xylariaceae. The record is from RefSeq and is a predicted model, not a curated record. Gene Ontology annotation, cellular component: cytosol; nucleus. Gene Ontology annotation, molecular function: cysteine-type deubiquitinase activity; cysteine-type endopeptidase activity. Gene Ontology annotation, biological process: protein deubiquitination.